CCCCCUCGCUGCUCGGAAGCUGCUCGAUUCGGCCAGCGAUAAAACCGUUCGGGGGGCUCCAUCGCAACAUUCUUCGCCUCCUCCUUUCCUCCCCCCAAAGGCGCGGCGCGAAUUCCACUUCCGGGUUCCGGCGCCUCCCCACCACGCGGCGUCGCCGCCUUUUUCCCGUGCGCUGCCCGACUCGUUUCCUUCCUCCGCCGCUUUUGUUACGCCGCGGCCUCGCCUGCUCGGGCGCGUUCCCUCCACGUUCCUCCUGGGCUCCUGGCUGCCCGCCUGCUCGGCGCGUGCCGCGUGGGGUUCGUUCGUCCUGCUUCCUCCGAUCGGGAGGCGGAGCCGCUCCGUGGAAUCUGACUGGAUCGUCGAGCGGGGACGAAGGCUCGGGGCUCUUCAAGGAGGGGGAGCGGCAAAUGUGGCGCCAGUUUAAUGACCUGUGGGAUGUGCUAGGAUCCGGAUUUCUCUCGUCCAGGUUCCUCUGAUCCAGCUGUCUCGGCACCUCAACCUUGUCCCUGUGCGUGCGCACGCGCGCGUCUCGGGAAGUCGGGAUCGUCUGGUUGGUGGCAUCGGGAUUUGAGAGGGGGAGAUGGACGACGAGGAUUACUCGUGGGUGCGGCGCACGCGGUUCUCCCACUCCGUCGUCCGCUCCAACUCCGGCAGGGAGCAGUUCGGCGCCUUCGUCGAGCAGUUCAACCGCGGCGCCGCGCUCAAGCAGAAGGGCUCCGCCUCGGGGUUCAAGCUCCAUGGCCUCAACAUGGAGCCAGGGACGAGGUUCUCCACCUCCGCCCUUCCGAGGACGAGCUCGCUGGGCAUCCAGCCGAAGCCCAAGGACUUGUCUUCGGACGCCAAGCCGACGCAGCACGAGAAGGCAGUCGGUGAUCGCCCGCCGCCGGACGUCAAGCCGACGCAGCACGAAAAGGCAGUCGGUGAUCGCCCGCCGCAGCAAGCACCGGCGACGCAGGACGAUGCCAAGGCUGCAAAUGGGAAGAAAGGAAGCAGCAACCUGAGCGUGGCCGUCCCUCGCGAGCCCACGGAUGAUGAGAGCCCUGGAGCCCUCGAGUUCUCCUUCCACCCCGACGAGCAGAGCCUGAAGCUGCAGAGAGCGUGCUCAAGCCCUGCUCCGUUUCCGAGGAAGGAAACGCCGGGCAAUGACGCCCUGACGCGCAGCUCGUCGCUUAGUGUCCUCUGCGAUGGGCCGAUGGUGAAGCAGAGAGCGAGGUCGCCUCUCCCAUCUCGCCACAUCCCUGAAGUGUUUCAGGAGGCAAAAUCAGCCAGCAAGAGGUUCUCCACUCCGCCACCGCCCCGGAGAUCCGCGUCAUCGCUAGACCUGAUUGGGAAUCAACCUGCGCCGGUGAGGGCACCGGGCAAGCUGAAGCAUAGGAAGGAGGGCCAUGCCAACGGAAGGGCGAAGGUUGCUGCACUGGAGGUGCUCGAGAAAUGGUCCGUCGAUCGCUCCCAGCUGCUCAUUGGGCACAGGUUUGCGUCCGGGGCUCACAGCCGGUUAUUUCACGGAAUCUACAAGGAGCAGCCUGUUGCCGUCAAGUUCAUCAGACAGCCUGAUGAUGAGGAAGAUGCAGAGCUGGCUGCUCAGCUUGAGAAGCAGUUCAACACCGAAGUUUCCACUUUGUCACGCCUCCAUCAUCCUAAUGUCAUUAAGCUGGUUGGAGCAUGCAGCAGUCCACCGGUAUUCUGCGUCAUCACUGAAUUCCUUUCUGGAGGUUCUUUGAGAGCGUUUUUGCACAAGCAAGAUCACAAAGCUCUUCCUCUAGACAAGAUUAUCUCAAUUAGCUUGGAUAUCGCACACGGCAUGGCAUACAUUCACUCGCAGGGAGUUGUCCAUCGUGAUGUGAAACCAGAGAACAUCAUAUUCGACGAAGAAUUUUGUGCAAAGAUUGUUGAUUUUGGAAUAGCUUGUGAAGAAGAGUACUGCGAUCCUCUAGCAAAUGACACCGGGACAUUCAGAUGGAUGGCUCCAGAGAUGAUGAAGCACAAAGCAUAUGGUCGAAAAGUUGAUGUCUACAGCUUUGGCCUCAUCUUAUGGGAAAUGUUUUCAGGUUCAAUACCUUAUGAAGAGCUGAAUCCAUUUCAAGCAGCUUUUGCUGUUUUUGACAAGAAUGUGAGGCCGGCUAUUCCUGCUAGCUGUCCAGCGCCAGUACGACUUCUAAUUGAGCAAUGUUGGGCCUCGCAUCCGGAGAAGAGGCCUGACUUCUGCCAAAUAGUUCAGAUACUGGAGAAGUUUAAGACAGUUCUUGACAGAGAUGGUACACUCGAUAAUAUGCCAAGCUCGAUCUGCCAGGAGACUCAUGAUCACAAGAACUGGCUUGCUCAUUGGGUUCAAAAGCUCAAGCAUAGCCAACCUGAUCUCUCUGGGCCUCCUCCGCCAAAACUGUUGUAACUAUUCAGCACCUUCUCCCUUCCGAACUCGCUAAUCUGAUAGGCCACAGAAUGUAACUGCAGUUCUUUUUUAUGUUGGGUAGAUACAGAAAAGAAAUCGUUUGUUUGCAUUUUACGGCUUUAUAGCAUGAUUAGCGCUUGCUUUGCUUCACCAUGGCAGUGUUCUUGAUCAUCAAUACACAAAAUGUACAUAAGCAGCUUCCAGAAAAAUGCUUGUUCAAGGAGCUUAAAAUGUUUGGCAUCGUUACAUCAAGAGCUCAUUCUGACAUCUUGGAACACACAUUUAUUUAUUUAUUAUA
Messenger RNA from Setaria italica (foxtail millet), 2687 nucleotides. Its product is annotated as probable LIM domain-containing serine/threonine-protein kinase DDB_G0286997. The coding region runs from base 581 to 2389 and encodes 602 amino acids. NCBI's taxonomy places the organism in Eukaryota, Viridiplantae, Streptophyta, Magnoliopsida, Poales, Poaceae. Gene Ontology annotation, biological process: protein phosphorylation. The record is from RefSeq and is a predicted model, not a curated record. The transcript is spliced from 4 exons. Gene Ontology annotation, molecular function: protein kinase activity; ATP binding.